AUGAGCGAAAACAAAGGUUGCCGGACUUUUUAAUCUAUCGCAUACUCUACCCAGCUCCAAUCAGAACGAUUCUCCCGCUCGAAUUUAAGUUAUCCCUGAAAUAAACACAGGAUAUAGUUCCAAUGUUUGCGCCCGAAACGGAAGAUAUGCUGCCGCGAUCGGCACCCAGACCCAGUGCGGCAGUGCCGAUGGGCCACAGCGAUGGCAUCAUCCGGCCAACCGUGCCGGAGGUGUCGAUUUUGUUUGGACAGCCGCCGCAGGAUCAGCAGAACUUACCCCAGCAGCCCACUAAUGAGCCGACGCCUCGAUCCGCACCCACCUUUGCCUCUUGGAAGAAACAGAUGCUACCUCGGGUCAAUUUCUCACCCGUCUUGGCCACUGAAUUGGGCCCGAGGCCCACCACAAGCCCUGCUCAUAGCAAUCCAGCUACGUCCUCCAAGGAGUAUGUCAUAAUUCCCAGAGAUCGUGGCUACGGGGACGAUUCUCCAUCGAGUGCCAAGUCCUUGCCCAGUAACACGGGGCCAGUUUAUGCCGAGGCCAAGAAGCAGUUCCAUCAACCCAGGCGCUUGUCCAGCGGCUCCACUUCCGAUGUCCUCACCAUUUGUGCAGGUACACAGACGGAUCUUCCCAAUCCCUCGCCUCCCCGGACCUUGCUUCCUUCAGUUGUGUACUCGGACAUCGACAUUAGCAAUUUGGCGCAUAAGAGCGACCUCGCAUCAAUGGUUUCUCUGCUGGAAUCCUUGCGUCAGGAGCAGCAGCAGCUGAGACGCCUCUGCGAGAAGAUGCUAGAGGAGCAGCAUCGAACAAAGGCCGAAAACAUAUCGAAUCCCACCAGAACUACUGCCACUCAGUGUAAUAUAUUAACCGCCAGUAGCGAAAAACGAUCAUCCCCGAUCAUACAGGACUACAUAGUCUUGGAUGAGGAGGAGGAACCCUUACCACAACCUGUCCGGCAGGCUCGAAUUAUUCCCCACUUCCAAUCGCCACGACCCACCCCGCCAAUGGCCCAAUCCACGGGUUACCGAGCCAAUACGCCGCAGGCCAAACGGAUUCCUCAGCUCGCCAAGCCAAACACUGAGAAGAGCAUGGUCAUGAAUGAGUUGGCGCUAAAGUACCUGCGACAGCCAGUGGACGAACUGAUGAAGGAUAUGCGCAUCGGGGCCUCACCGAAGUCCCCGAAUCCCGAACCUCUGCGUCCCAUCGACAACUUCACGCACUCCCACAGCCCAAAUGACCUAUCCAAUGCAUCGUACAAGUACCUUAAGAAGUACCGCCUGCUUCCUGAGGAGCAACUGGACUAUGCUGCUCGCGACCAGGUCGGUCCUCAAUCCCCAGUUACGGCUUCGUCAUCGCCUCAGAUUCAACUCGAUCUGGAGAACAUUAGAAACCAACCGAAGCUGCUGUAAAAAGUGUUUAUUUUUUUUUGUUAUUUAUGGAUUUGUGUAAUUCCUAUUUAAGUGGAAAUAUAUUUCAAUACACGGAA
Molecule: messenger RNA, 1483 nt
Organism: Drosophila ananassae
Lineage: Eukaryota; Metazoa; Arthropoda; Insecta; Diptera; Drosophilidae
Gene: ana2
Exons: 2
Coding region: 123-1406 (427 amino acids)
Source: RefSeq, a predicted model, not a curated record